Messenger RNA from Pongo pygmaeus (Bornean orangutan), 2174 nucleotides. RefSeq names its product DEAD-box helicase 49 (gene DDX49). NCBI's taxonomy places the organism in Eukaryota, Metazoa, Chordata, Mammalia, Primates, Hominidae. Bases 313 to 1860 code for a protein of 515 amino acids. The transcript is spliced from 14 exons. The record is from RefSeq and is a predicted model, not a curated record. Gene Ontology annotation, cellular component: cytosol. Gene Ontology annotation, molecular function: ATP binding; RNA helicase activity; nucleic acid binding.
GAAAUGUAGUUUACUUUUUCCGAGUGGCGGCGAAGUAAGCCAAUGGGAAGCUCCACAAUAAUAAGCAAGGGGGCGGAAGACGUAAGUGCGUCACGCAGAGCAUCUCGGGAAUUGUAGUGUGUUUCUGCAAGCCAAUGGGAUCCGGGGAAACAGGAUAAGGAUGCGGUCGAGGCUGGGAAUGGGCUGAGGGAGCCGGAGAGGGUGGGACCUCGCAGAAGGCAGAUCCAAUAAACAGGAAGAUUUUUCUCGUGACGUCGUCGGCGCGCGCCGGAAGCGCGAAUCACACGGGCCCCUACACGGCUGGCCACAAGGAUGGCAGGCUUCGCGGAGCUCGGGCUGUCAUCGUGGCUCGUGGAACAAUGUCGGCAGCUGGGUUUGAAGCAGCCCACGCCCGUGCAGCUCGGCUGCAUCCCAGCCAUCCUGGAGGCCUUUGCUCAUUCCGGUCCCACGAGGCGAAGGGCAACCUCGGACGUUACAGGAGAUCCGGGAUUCCGGAGGACGACUGGACAGUGUUGGCAUUUAGGUCGAGACUGCUUGGGCUGUGCCAAGACAGGCAGUGGGAAGACAGCAGCGUUUGUCCUUCCCAUCUUGCAGAAGCUGUCUGAGGAUCCCUAUGGCAUCUUCUGCCUCGUCCUGACACCCACCAGGGAGCUGGCCUACCAGAUCGCAGAGCAGUUCCGGGUCCUGGGGAAGCCUCUAGGGCUGAAAGACUGCAUCAUCGUCGGUGGCAUGGACAUGGUGGCCCAGGCGCUGGAGCUCUCUCGGAAACCGCACGUGGUCAUCGCCACGCCAGGGCGCCUGGCAGAUCACCUGCGCAGCUCCAACACUUUUAGUAUAAAGAAGAUCCGCUUCCUGGUGAUGGAUGAGGCAGACCGGCUGCUGGAACAGGGCUGCACUGACUUCACCGUGGACCUGGAGGCCAUCCUGGCAGCCGUGCCAGCCCACAGGCAGACACUGCUGUUCAGCGCCACGCUGACCGACACGCUCCGGGAGCUGCAGGGCCUGGCCACCAACCAGCCCUUCUUCUGGGAGGCACAGGCCCCGGUGAGCACCGUGGAGCAGCUGGACCAGCGCUACCUGCUGGUGCCUGAGAAGGUCAAGGACGCCUAUCUGGUCCACCUGAUCCAGCGCUUCCAGGAUGAGCACGAGGACUGGUCCAUUAUCAUCUUCACCAACACGUGCAAGACCUGCCAGAUUCUGUGCAUGAUGCUGCGCAAGUUCAGCUUCCCCACCGUGGCUCUGCACUCCAUGAUGAAGCAGAAAGAACGCUUUGCCGCCCUAGCCAAGUUCAAGUCCAGCAUCUACCGGAUCCUGAUUGCAACAGACGUGGCCUCCCGGGGCCUGGACAUCCCUACGGUACAGGUGGUCAUCAACCACAACACCCCUGGGCUCCCCAAGAUCUACAUCCACCGAGUCGGCCGGACAGCACGUGCAGGGCGGCAGGGUCAGGCCAUCACGCUGGUGACACAGUAUGACAUCCACCUGGUGCACGCCAUUGAGGAGCAGAUCAAGAAGAAGCUAGAGGAAUUCUCCGUGGAAGAGGCCGAGGUGCUACAGAUCCUCACGCAGGUCAACGUGGUGCGAAGAGAGUGUGAGAUCAAACUGGAGGCGGCCCACUUUGACGAAAAGAAGGAGAUCAACAAACGGAAGCAGCUGAUCCUGGAGGGGAAGGACCCUGACCUGGAGGCCAAGCGCAAGGCCGAGCUGGCCAAGAUCAAGCAGAAGAACUGGCGCUUCAAGGAGAAGGUGGAGGAGACGCUGAAGCGACAGAAGGCCGGCAGGGCUGGCCACAAGGGGCGUCCACCCAGGACCCCGCCUGGGUCCCACUCAGGCCCAGUCCCCUCCCAGGGCCCAGCCUGAGCCCCACACGGCCAUCUGCCCAGUCCUGGACUCCUCCAUGGAGCUGAGGGUUGGAGGAACCUUCCUUGGGGGCAGCGGCCCUUCCCGGGGGCCUACCCAGUGCCCCGCAGCGGAACCUGUGGGCGCUCAUGUUGCACGGGCCCUGCUCCUCUGCCCCGAAACCACUGGCUGGCCCCUUCCCCGAGCCUUGGCCAAGAUUCAGGCUGCAGGGGAAGAAAGAACAUGACCGGGAGGUUGUGACCCCAACCCAAGGUCACCCCCCAGGGGUGCCGCAUACAGGAGGUGCUCAAUAAACGGGUCUUUUGACUUCCUCA